This is a messenger RNA of Colletotrichum siamense, 1200 nucleotides long. RefSeq lists its product as uncharacterized. The transcript has 2 exons. The record is from RefSeq and is a predicted model, not a curated record. Bases 1 to 1200 code for a protein of 399 amino acids. Lineage: Eukaryota; Fungi; Ascomycota; Sordariomycetes; Glomerellales; Glomerellaceae.
AUGGCCGCAGCAGUUCCAUGCAAAGAACUCCAAGUUCUCAACGGUUUUAACAAUUAUAUUGGGGUCGUGAGAGCACACACCAAUUUCAGUAUUGAACUUCUGGAUCAAUGCAAGGAAGAGAUCUGCCAUGCCAUCUGGGGAGAGACUAAUCCUGAUAUCUCUGGUAUAGGAGUCUGUAUCGGUUAUGCAAUUGAACUGGCGGUUGGCUUUCUCUUGGCAGCUUUCAUGAUGUUUAUUCGACAAAGACAGGGUCGAAAAUGGGAGUUCCUUCAAAUCGUCACCAAGAAGGGCCUUGAGGCCUUCUUCGAGUUCGCAAUCUACUUCGCUGUUGCUAUAGAGCUAGCAACAAUUAUCAUGCUCGUCAACAAGGAUUUUGGUAUAUCUACCGCUAAUUUCGGGGCUAACGAAGCUCAGAAUGCGUUGGCCAUUGCCGUCAUCUGCAUCAUACCACUCGUGUAUCCGAUUGCUCUAUUGCCGGCACGAGUAUUCCAUCCGGAAAGCAACAGGCAGCAUUUGGCGGACAGAAAGGCAGAAGAUAACGAGAGACGUCAUAACUUCAGACUGAUUAUGUUCUCUCUCGUUAUCGUUCUGUUCUUCUAUCCGUUUUUAUCUCAGUGCAUCCACAACUGGGCGGAACUUCGGGUUGGCCAGGCAGCUGGUGGAGGUACUGAAGGAGUGGUACUCAUCACUGGAGAGGAGUAUGAACGCGUAAAGAAUAUGUGUUUCGGGGAUAUUGAUAGAUUCACCGAUGCGGAACAUUGGUUGCUCGCCAUCUGCGAGAUCAUAGCUUCCCUGCUAUUGUUCCUCUUCACUUUAUGGUAUGCCAUGGGAGCUGGCUUGCAGCGGUGGAAGGAAGGCGAAAAGUUCUCUGGAAAAGAGCACCAGGCGACCAAAGUCUUGUCAAGAACUCAUGGAAAGCUUCAGAGAGGAUGGCACGGUCACCGCGGCAUGCUCUUGUUCUUGCCUAUUACAUUUGGGAGCUGCCUAUUGUGGUGCAUAUUUCGCUUACGAAGGAUGCAAGCUGCUGCAGCGGAACAUAUGGGAAAUGAUUAUGAGGGAAACAAUUGGGGCUUUGGCCAGAUUGUCGGUAUCAUCAUCUUCGCUCCUGUUGUUGUGGAUAUGGGAUUUGCUGCUUGGAGUGCCCGAUCUUUGCUGGGUUGGGGUGACUAUGAUGCUCUGAGUAGCCGGGAAAGCUUCUAA